AUGGAAAUAUGUGUGUGUAAAUAUUUACUCGUAACAAUGAAACAAUACCCAAUAAAGAUUUAUCCAGAAAAUACAUUAACAAUAUUAUUAUUUAAAAAUGUAACAAAUACAAAUGAAAUUAAAGAUGGUUUACAAAAUGGGUUAUGGGAUUGGUCAGUUGCAAAUUGUAAACCAAUUUUUGAUGAUCAACAAAUUUUAAUUGCUGCAACUAAAUCAAUAUCUGCAUUUUCAGAAUCAAAAAAACCAGAAUCAUUUAAUGAAAUAAAGAUAUAA
Messenger RNA from Dictyostelium discoideum AX4, 273 nucleotides. RefSeq lists its product as hypothetical. The transcript has 2 exons. The record is from RefSeq and is a predicted model, not a curated record. Bases 1 to 273 code for a protein of 90 amino acids. Lineage: Eukaryota; Evosea; Eumycetozoa; Dictyosteliales; Dictyosteliaceae. Gene Ontology annotation, cellular component: nucleus.